CGAUCCCAGCAGUGGAGUGAGUGUGGAGGUGUUAAAGGUGGAUCUCAGAACAUGGCUCUGCAGCGGGUCGUUAUAGGAGUUAUAAUACUGAUCUCAGGUCAAAUUUUGGUCUCAACAGCACAAACAAAUGUGUGUGAGACGUUUGGCAGUGGGGUGAUUCAGACCUUCAGUAAGAGUAUGUUCUACCUGAAGUCUACAUGUCCUUUCACCCUGACCCGCUUCACUCUGUCCGGGGUGACCUGUAGCAUCACUGUCCAGCGCAAUGCCACCGGCCUCAUGAACAGCGUGGAGAUCACUGUGAAUAAAAUCACCACCGUACUGCAGGACGGGAAAAUCACUGUGGAAGGAAGCAGUAUCUCUCUCCCCUUCGAUCACACCUAUCAGCUGGUUUAUCAGUAUGGUGUCUUCAUCAAGCUUAGAAGCAAGGUUCUCCCGUUUUCUGCCAUCUGGCGCAGUCAACCUGGCGGCAUCAGUUCAGUUUGGGUGCAGCUGGACCAUGACUUACUGAGCGACAUGGCAGGAGUGUGUGGCCGACUGAACGGUGCAGAAACUCCAGCACAGCUUAUAUCUGCUAAUGUCAUGUCUGAUGGAAAGUGUGUGACUGAGGAUUCUAAACCUCAGAAAACACAGGUUUGUGAGGUCCUGUCUUUUGCUACUGGAUGUCCUGGUGGUAAAUCUGCGCAAAACCUGUAUAUUGACCUGUGCUCGCGCAUGCCCAGCACUGUGAACGUGUAUGCGAAGUGUGCCUUUUUUGAAGAGGUUGCUUUCAGCUGUGGGAAUCAGUCCAACUUUUGGUCUGUGUGGAGAUCUAAAACCUCAUGCUCAAAACCUACCUGUCCUGGAGAUCUGAAAUUUCAGGAGCUGGGCUCGCCCUUUCCUCCCACCUGCACCAACCCCCAGCCACAGUCAGAAUCUUUAGUCAGCACAUGUUUACCCCCAGCAGGUAUGGUUCUGAAUGAUCGAGCUGAUGGGGAUCAUUGUAUUGAUGUGAAGAGUUGUCCAUGUGUACAUGGAGGGAAAACGUAUCCACCAGGAGCAGAGCGCAACUCAAAGUGCCAGUCAUGUGUAUGCGUCCAAGGUAAAUGGAGCUGCUCUGCUAACUUCUGUCCUCCUACCUGUAACAUGGAAGGGCAGGCUGUCAUGACAUUUGAUGGUAAACAGUAUCGAGUGCCUGGAAAAUGUACCUACGUGGCUGCAAGCGGAUCCAGCUGGACUGUCACAGUCAAGUAUUCUGAUACAGAUGCAUCUAUAGCACAGAUGUACCUUGAUGUGUAUCAGGAGAGAUACACUUUCUCAGCAAACAGUGUAAAACUGGGACAAGAGGAAGUCACUGAUCUUGCUCAGACUGAUCACACUAUAGUCUUCUGGCAGUCUUCAAUGUUUGUUCAUGUCCAGACCUCUUUUGGCAUGAAGAUUAAAGUUCAGGUUUUUCCAGAAAUUCAGCUGUACAUAUUUCUGCCUACAUACGUACAGACCAGAGGUCUGUGUGGAAUCUAUAACAGCAAUACAGAAGAUGAUUUCACCACCAGCAGUGGGAUUAUAGAGAACGCAGUUGUGCCGUUUACCCAGUCCUGGGCUAUAGGAGACUGUAACCCACCAACUACUGUUUUAUGUGUCAACACUGACAAUGAGAUCUUUGCUGAGCAGAAGUGCAGCCAGUUGUGGAAUACGAGCAGUGUGUUUGCCCGCUGCCAUGAUUACGUGCCUGUUAACAGCUUUUUUGAUGCCUGUGUUCAGAGAACCUGCCAGUGCACGUCUGGAGUCCAGGGUUGCCUGUGUGUUGCCCUCAGUAACUACGCUAAAGCCUGUGCCAGUCAGGGGAUUGAUGUGGGUGACUGGAGAGCAGAGGCAGACUGUGGCGUCACCUGUAACGGAAAUCUGAUGUUCAGCUACACGAUGAGCGCCUGUAACCGGACCUGCCGAUCCUUAAGCGGCUCGGACCCCACCUGUGACGUGGCGGCUGACUCAGUGGAGGGCUGCGGAUGCCUGGCAGGAACACACCUUAACACCCCACUGGAGUGCAGCUCUAGCGCCCUCUGUAUGUGCCACUACCAGGGAGGAACCACACCUCCAGGACCCGUUGUUAUUGAUGGGCGACAGUGCCUGUGUGAAAAUGGAGUUCUCCAAUGUUCUGAAGCUUGCGACUGUCCAAAGGGUAAAAUAUGUGUGCACUGUGCACAAGCAUCAGUCAACACAGCUCGGAGGACAUGCGAAAGCCUGAGCAAACCAUUUAGUGGUGAAGAGACGUGCACCAGUGGCUGCUACUGUCCGGCAGGUCUGGUUGAGGAUCACAAUGGUGGGUGUGUAACUCAGGAUAACUGCACGUGUGAGUUCAGCGGGAGUGUUUACGCAUCCGGACAGAGCGUGGUGACAAACUGCAAACAAUGCACCUGCAGAGGAGGGCAGUGGUACUGUGAAGGGGAGCCGUGCCCGGGGGUGUGUGAGGUGUUUGGGAAUGGACAGUACAAUACUUUUGACUCCAAGUGGUAUCGCUUCGAUGGGAACUGUCAGUACACACUGGUUGAGGAUGCUUCUGGCCCCGGGCUGUUUGCAGUCAGGGUGGAGAGUGUGCCAUGCUGUGACGAGGCUCUGACCUGUUCCCGCUCCAUUUCACUGGAUCUCCAGGACGUGGUGACUCUGACUCUGCGGGAUAUGAAUGUGACAGAGACGCAGAAGUCCGGGUGGCAUCUGCAGGCUCAGCCCCUGUACUCUGUCCACACUGUGGGCCUCUAUAUCAUCAUCUCAGUGCCGGAUCUGGGGCUCACUGUGGUCUGGGAUAAGCACACCAGAGUCAAAAUUGUGCUGCAGGCCAGAUGGAAGGGUAAUGUGAGAGGUCUGUGUGGGAAUUUUGAUGGAGUAGUGACGAACGACCUUCUGACCCGGAGCUCCUCGGUGGUGUUCAGCAGUCUGGAGUUUGGGAACAGCUGGAAGACAGCGGUCCCGCCCUGUUCAGACGUCACGCAGGAAGUGUUUCCCUGUGAGCGCCAUUCAUACUGUGAGGCCUGGGCUCAGCGCCGCUGCAUGAUCCUGCUCAGCGACACCUUCGCAGACUGCCGCCUAAAGGUCGAUCCAACAUCCUAUUACCAGGCUUGUAUUCUGGAGUCAUGCUCGUGUGAGUUUGAGGGAAGGUUUCUUGGAUUCUGCACAGCUGUGGCAGCAUAUGCUGAAGCCUGCAAUGCACAGAACGUCUGUGUCAACUGGAGAACCCCGGACCUGUGCCCGGUGUAUUGUGACUAUUACAAUGAAGAGAGCGAGAAUGGCUGGCAUUAUGACCCGUGUGGUCAGACUGAGACUUGUGGGAAAAAGCACAGCUUUACUGGAAAACUUGAAGGUUGUUACCCAAGAUGCCCUUUAGAGACACCAUAUUUUGAUGAGAACACAAGAAAGUGCUCCAGUUUGGACAAGUGCACCUGCUACUUCAACAACACAGUAGUUUAUCCUGGUGGCAAAGUGAGGACAUCCAGUGAAUGCUGUGAAUGCGUUGAAGGACAGCUAGCUUGUGAAUACUGUGCAUCUACCACGGCACGGUCAACAACCUAUUUAACUACAACAGAAGUACCAAAACCUACAAGUCUGCUGACUACUACAGUAACAAACACAACAGUGUCACCAACCACUAAGUUUUCUACAGGAAAAUCUACAACUACAACAGUAACAGAGACAACAGUGUCACCAACCACUGAAUUUUCCACAGAAAAAUCUGAAACUACAAGAGUAACAGAGAUAACAGUGUUACCAACCACUGAGUUUUCUACAAAAGAAUCAGAACCUUCAACAGUAACAGAAACAACAGUGUCGCCAACCACUGAGUUUUCUACAGAAGAAUCUGAAACUACAAGUGUAACAGAGACAACAGUGUUUCCAACCACUGAGUUUUCUACAAAAGAAUCAGAACCUUCUACAGUAACAGAGACAACAGUGUCACCAACCACUGAGUUUUCUACAGGAGAAUUUGAAACUACAAAAGUAACAGAGACAACAGUCUCACCAACCACUGAGUUUUCUACAGGAGAAUUUGAAACUACAAGAGUAACAGAGACAACAGUGUCACCAACCACUGAGUUUUCUACAGGAGAAUUUGAAACUACAAGAGUAACAGAGACAACAGUGUCACCAACCACUGAGUUUUUUACAGAAGAAUUUGAAACUACAAAAGUAACAGAGACAACAGUCUCACCAACCACCGAGUUUUCUACAGCAGAAUUUGAAACUACAAGAGUAACAGAGACAACAGUCUCACCAACCACUGAGUUUUCUACAGGACAAUAUGAAACUACAAGAGUAACAGAGACAACAGUCUCACCAACCACUGAGUUUUCUACAGGAGAAUUUGAAACUACAAGAGUAACAGAGACAACAGUGUCACCAACCACUGAGUUUUCUACAGGAGAAUAUGAAACUACAAGAGUAACAGAGACAACAGUCUCACCAACCACUGAGUUUUCUACAGGAGAAUUUGAAACUACAAGAGUAACAGAGACAACAGUGUCACCAACCACUGAGUUUUCUACAGGAGAAUUUGAAACUACAAAAGUAACAGAGACAACAGUCUCACCAACCACCGAGUUUUCUACAGCAGAAUUUGAAACUACAAGAGUAACAGAGACAACAGUGUCACCAACCACUGAGUUUUCUACAGGAGAAUAUGAAACUACAAGAGUAACAGAGACAACAGUCUCACCAACCACUGAGUUUUCUACAGGAGAAUUUGAAACUACAAGAGUAACAGAGACAACAGUGUCACCAACCACUGAGUUUUCUACAGGAGAAUAUGAAACUACAAGAGUAACAGAGACAACAGUCUCACCAACCACUGAGUUUUCUACAGGAGAAUUUGAAACUACAAGAGUAACAGAGACAACAGUGUCACCAACCACUGAGUUUUCUACAGGAGAAUUUGAAACUACAAGAGCAACAGAGACAACAGUCUCACCAACCACUGAGUUUUCUACAGGAGAAUUUGAAACUACAAAAGUAACAGAGACAACAGUGUUACCAACCACUGAGUUUUCUACAGGAGAAUUUGAAACUACAAGAUUAACAGAGACAACAGUCUCACCAACCACUGAGUUUUCUACUGGAGAAGCUGAAACUACAAGAGUAACAGAGACAACAGUGUCACCAACCACUGAGUUUUCUACAGGAGAAUUUGAAACUUCAACAGUAACAGAGACAACAGUGUCACCAACCACUGAAACUCCAUUCACUCCAAUAAUACCAGAGCCAACAACAGCCACAGAAAUCUCAAGCACAACUAAAGAAACUGAACUCACAACUCUAUUAACUACCACUACACUUGAACCAGUAUAUACAACCAAAGCCACAACAAUGCCACCUAUAUACACUGGGCCACCUCUCUUACCUCACAAUCACACUUCACCUCAAGAAUGGUUACAGACAACUCAAGUCAGCACACCUUUCACAACAGCAACAAUUUCUACAACAGCGUUCACUGUUCCUCCAGUGCCUUGCAGGGACCCACUGAGGAACCAAACCUGGCCCAGUGGUGCUGAGUGGAAGGAGGACUGCUUCUAUAAAACCUGCAGAAACAGCGUAAUUGAGAUGAGACCUGUCAUAUGUCCAACUCUGGUCCAACCUAAUUGUCCUAGAGAUCUGAUGCGGGUGGUGAAAGAUGAGGAGGGCUGCUGUGAAAAGUGGCAAUGUGACUGUCAGUGUGAUCUGUAUGGUGACCCUCAUUAUGUAUCCUUCUCGGGAACUAAGUUUGACUUCCUGGAAAACUGCACUUACACGCUGGUGAAGGAGAAGAUUGCACGCCAUCAUCUCAGCAUUACAGUGGAUAAUUACUUUAGCAACCCCUUGUUGUUCGGCUCAUCGGUCAAGGGCAUUGUCCUGAAGUACCAUGAUGACACAGUCACUCUGCUCGUCAAUGAUGAUUAUGGAACAGUGGAGGCUACUCUGAAUCAGAAUCCAGUCCAGCCACCCUAUGUAGAGAAUGGCAUCAGGUUCGAGGGCACGAAUUACCAGAUCUUCGUGUACCUUGAUGAAAUCCGCUCUCACGUCUCUCUCGAUCCAGACAACACCCUUCAGAUCACUCUGGCCAUGGAGAACUUCCAGGAUAACACUGAAGGACAGUGUGGUGUGUGUGGAGGAGCCUCGUGUGUGCGCAGGAAUGGACAAGUUGAAAGUGAGGACUGCUGUAACAUGACGGCCUAUGAGUGGAUAGAGGAAGACCCUCUAAAGCCCUACUGUGCCAGCAUCCCCAAACACGAGUCCUGUUUCCCCAUCAUCCCCGGCACCGUGGAGCCACCACCAAUCUGCGUCGCCCCUCUCUGUGACCUCCUCACACACGAAGUGUUUCGUGAAUGCAGUGAGAAUGUGGAUGUGGAGACGCUGGUGAAAAACUGCAGGUUUGAUUACUGCGUUGCUAAAAGCAACAGCAGCAUCUGCUCCCCACUGCAGCACCUCAGCGAGCAAUGCAAGAGACUGGGCUACUGUGUGUACUGGAGAAACCUCACUGAGGGGGCCUGCGAUGUCACAUGUCCAGACGGGAUGGUUUUUGAUGAGUGUCGCAGUACUCCAAAUGACGUCUGUAAAGGAGGAGUGCGUGUACCAGGGAAAUUUGGUACUGACAGCAUGAGAUCUGGGUGCUUCUGUCCAGAUAACCAAACUCUUGCUGAGGAAUACAAGACGACCUGCGUUUCAGAUUGCACCAAUUGCAAAGGUCCACUGGGAGAGCCCAUGCCGGCUGGAGCAAUAUGGGAGUCACACUGUCACAUAUGCAGAUGUAACAACCAGACCCUGACUGAAGAGUGCUCACCAAUGCCUACGACUCCAACCCCCCAAUGCAGUGAAGACUCCACACUCGUCUCAGACUGCUGUGACAACCAGAUAUGUGUGGAGAAGACAUGUGAACACAAUGGAAAGACCUACAAGGUGGGGAAUACGUGGAAGGAUCAGUCCCAGCCCUGUGUGACAUACAAGUGCACAAGAGCAGGCACUGAAAUACAGACGAGUGUGUGUCCUGAGCAGAGCUGCUCUGAGGAGCUCCGUGUGUGGGACGAACACCACUGCUGCUUCUCAUGUAAUGUAAGCUGUGCAGUCAGGAUGACCACAAUGACUGUCACCCUGGAAGGCUGCACUCAGGAGGUGAAGAUACCCAGCUGUGAAGGACACUGCCAAUCAAACACCAUGUGGGUGAGGUCUGGAGAGGUGCUGCAGCUGGAGCCGGAGCGCCGCUGCUGUCGGGAGAAAAAGUUUGAAACCAGGAAGCUCUCUCUGAGCUGUAAAGGUGCCGCCCCCACCCACUACGCCUACAAUCACGUCACCAGCUGUGAGUGCCAGCCUGACGCCUGAAAUCCCACCAGCUUCAGAUCAGCAUUAGCUUUAGCAUUACAAUAAAGUGGGGAUGAAAUGGGGAUGUGGGCUUUAUAUAUUUCAAUGUUGUUUGAUUUGAUUUAAGUGAUUGAUUUAUUUGAUGAAGAUUUGCACUGAUUGUCUCUUUGCUUUUUUGCCUUUUUUAUGAUAUGUGGUGUUUUAUUGUGUCCUUAAAUUGUGUGUUUAAAUCUGUAUCAUUAAAAUCAUAGUGAAAUAUUAAUAAAUAGAAAAAUGGUAACAGUGCAAAAGAGUUAUUUUAAAAAAGGCUAUUUUAAUGAACCCUUUCAGACUCAGCAUCCAUUACAAUAUAUUUUCUUUAUUAAAAAACACAAUUUAUGAGCUGUUGUCCAUCAGAAUAGACCAUGAACCAGCCAAUGAACAAGUUUAUAAACCAAUGAAUCAGUUACUUGGCCCUGCCCACUGCAAAAACACUAAGACAACAGUAGUACAAGAGCCAUUGAGGCAAAAUAAAAAGUAAUUUUUGCUAAUACUAAUUUAAUUAUGACUUUACUGUUUUGCUAUGGUUUAUUAAAAUUAAUAGGUCAUUAUAAAAAAUAAAAUAUAUAUAAAAUAUUACACACAGACUUCCAAUGCAAUGGAAAAAAUAUAUAUAUAUAUUUUAGUGAAUUUGAUUUAUUUGCUAUAUAGGUUUUAUAGUAGAAUGUUAGUCUGUUUUCCUGUGCAUUAUAGACAAAAAAACAGCAUUCUUACUUUUUUAAGUUAAGUUGAUUGUUCAGUCUUCGGCUAUAUACUGUUACCUUUCAAAUCACUAAGUUUUAAGAUAUGCAGUAAAUUACACAAGUGUCUUAAUUAUGUUUUGCUUGAAUUGUAGUAAAUGAUUUUUAAUAUUAAAUAAGUAGAGCUUCUGCAGUUCUGGGCAACACUGCUUUCAACCAGAAUCAGUGGGUGUGACUGUGGCAAUUGAUUCACCUGACUGUAUAACAUGAUUCAGAUUAUAAAUCAGUUAUGAUUUAUGAUAUAUAUGUUGGAUAUGGUUUAAAUAUAAAAAGUAAUAUAAAGAAAUGUAAUUCUGCCCACCAGGUGGUGCACUAUACUAAUCAGACUCACUGGGCUAGACACCAGAUAAUUGAUUCUUUGAUUCACCUGAUUCUGCAACAUUCAUUCAGAUUAUAAAUUAGUUAUACGAUAUGAACAUCUGUAGUAUAAAGUAAUAUAGUAAUAUAAGAAAUUUGAAACAACUCAAGAUACUCUCAAAUAAAAUAUUUUAGGUCAGGUAAAUUUAUUAAAGUUAUUGUAGUGCCAACAGCAGAAUAUUAUCAUGUCAUAAUUAUUUUUAUUACUAUUCAUUUUUAGUGCAUUUAUAUAGAAACUAGAACGAAAAAGAUGGUGUGAAUUGGUACUAAGCAUUUUGUUUUAUAUAAUCUCAGGUUUCACUGUUCAACUUUCACAUACAGUUGAUCUGUUAACUGUUUUGGUCUUUUGUUCUCUCUUUUGUUCUUUAAAGCACUUUAUGCAUACAAUUGUAAAAUCACAUUGCCUUUUAAUAAUGCCUUUUAAUCAUUAAAUAAUCUAUAUAUUGUG
Messenger RNA from Astyanax mexicanus (Mexican tetra), 8877 nucleotides. Its product is annotated as mucin-19. The transcript is spliced from 43 exons. The record is from RefSeq and is a predicted model, not a curated record. Bases 52 to 7314 code for a protein of 2420 amino acids. Gene Ontology annotation, cellular component: extracellular matrix. NCBI's taxonomy places the organism in Eukaryota, Metazoa, Chordata, Actinopteri, Characiformes, Acestrorhamphidae. Gene Ontology annotation, molecular function: protein binding.